Molecule: messenger RNA, 2183 nt
Organism: Diospyros lotus (date-plum)
Lineage: Eukaryota; Viridiplantae; Streptophyta; Magnoliopsida; Ericales; Ebenaceae
Product: serine/threonine-protein kinase PBL34-like
Exons: 6
Coding region: 486-1928 (480 amino acids)
Biological process (GO): protein phosphorylation
Molecular function (GO): protein kinase activity; ATP binding
Source: RefSeq, a predicted model, not a curated record
UUUUAUACGUUUUAUAUAUUUUUUUUCAUUUCCAAAUACACCCCAUUAUGUAUAUGUAAUGGAGAUGAUUGUAUAUACGAUUUUUGAGCUUUCUUCAAUUUUCAACAGCUCAGCUUGUGUUGAGAUUAUCAGUAUCUCCAAGGUGCAGACUUUUUGAACUGAGAUUAUCUGAUACAGUUACGCACUGUGUGUGGGCUUUGUCAGUGAUCUGAAUCACUUUCUUUCAAGCCUCUAAUGUGAUCUUCGGCUGAUUUUCUGAAGUGGGUUUCUGCUAUUUCAUCUGAUUUUUGGUGGGUUUCUGAGGAGUUUUUUGUCAAGCAAAGGACUGCUUGGAAAACCCUUUUUCCGAAGUGGGUUCGUCUUAUUUCGUCUGAUUAUCGAAGGUCUUUGAGCAGGUAGCUCUGAAGUGAACGACUAUUUGGGGAUUUUUUUUGUUUUUGGAGACUUUUGAUGAAAUCUGGGUUUGAUUAUAGGGUUUGUAAAAGAUGGGAUUAAUUGGCGAUGGUGUAAAGGGAGAGUCUUGGGAUGUGGGCAAAUCAAAGAGCAGGAAGAAGAAAGAACCUGAGGUGGAGGAGGCUGGGUGUUGGGUUAGGUUGAGAUUUAUCGGCAGCUGUAUUUCUUCGAGAUCUAAAGUGGAUAGCUCCGUCAGUGGCCUCAGUACUCAUUGUGAAAGUAAAUCUACAAAUGAUACAAGCAGAGAUCACCCUGUUGCUCCAGUAGUCUUAUCAACAACAACAAGUAAUGCCGAAAGCAAUUCAUCAACUUCCAAACUUGAAGAGGAACUCAAAGUUUCUUCCCAGCUUCGAAAGUUCACAUUUAAUGAUCUGAAGUUGGCAACAAGAAAUUUCAGACCAGAUAGUCUUCUCGGUGAAGGUGGUUUUGGUUGUGUCUUCAAGGGAUGGAUUGAAGAGAAUGGAACCGCACCAGUGAAGCCUGGCACAGGUCUUACUGUUGCUGUGAAAACUCUCAACCAUGAUGGGCUUCAGGGUCACAAAGAAUGGCUGGCUGAAAUAAGUUUUCUUGGUGACCUCAUUCAUCCUAAUUUGGUUAAAUUGGUUGGUUACUGCAUUGAAGAUGAUCAACGGCUGCUAGUAUAUGAGUUCAUGCCUCGAGGAAGCUUGGAGAACCACCUUUUUAGGAGGUCUCUGCCUCUUCCAUGGUCUAUCAGGAUGAAAAUUGCUCUUGGUGCUGCAAAGGGCUUGGCUUUUCUUCAUGAGGAAGCAGAAAGGCCAGUCAUAUACCGAGAUUUUAAGACAUCCAACAUCCUAUUAGAUGCCGAUUACAAUGCAAAACUUUCUGAUUUUGGUCUUGCCAAGGAUGGUCCUGAAGGAGACAAGACUCAUGUCUCUACUCGUGUAAUGGGAACUUAUGGCUAUGCAGCUCCAGAAUAUGUGAUGACAGGACAUCUUACAUCAAAGAGUGAUGUUUACAGCUUUGGUGUUGUCCUGCUUGAAAUGCUUACUGGCAGAAGAUCAAUGGACAAAAACCGCCCCAAUGGGGAACACAAUCUAGUCGAGUGGGCAAGACCGCAUCUGGGGGAGAGGAAAAGGUUUUAUCGCAUUAUAGACCCCCGGCUUGAGGGUCAUUUCUCAAUAAAGGGUGCCCAGAAAGCUGCACAACUGGCUGCUCGCUGCCUCAGCCGUGAUCCCAAAGCCAGACCUCUGAUGAGCGAGGUUGUUGAAGCCUUGAAGCCAUUACCGAGCCUCAAGGACAUGGCCAGCUCCUCAUAUUACUUCCAGACAGUGCAAGCCGAGCGUGUUGGCGCUAGCCCGAAUGUGAGGAAUGGGCUAAGAACGCAGGCCGGAUCUCUUUCAUCGAGGAACGGACAGCAACAUCCAAGGAGCCUAUCGAUACCAAAUGGCUCGCAUGCAUCUCCAUAUCACCAAAACUUCCCCCAUAACUCGCCAAAACCCAAUGGUAAAACUUAGGAUUCGGAUUGUUCAUUGUCUGGAAACUGAAGAAUAGAUGAACCGUACGUGGAUUGUGUUGUGAUCUUUGAAGAGUUAAUUGUUGUCUCCCAGAAAUAUGAGAGGCUUAGGGGAGUUGCAGCUUCAUCACAACUACUUGUCUGUUCAGAAAUGUUAAAAAGAGUGAGAUAAUCUCUUCCCCAGAUGUGUGUAUUUUCAUCACAACAGAAACUUUGUUUCCAUAUGAAAUGAAAGGUUUUCAUUAUUAUUAUCAAA